CGGAGGAUCUCCUUCGUAACCGAGCCGGCCAUGAAGAUCUCCAUGGCAGAAGAGGAAGCUGCUGCGGUGCACGGCAAUGGAGAUUCCGAUGAAAAAGUUCUUGAAUUUCUUGAUUCCUUGGAGGGUUACCUAACCCUGAUGGAAUCUCUGGCUUCAACACUUCGUCAGGGGUGGUUUGAAUUAGCCAGUGCUAGACAUUCGAUGGGUGUUUCGCGUGUCAGCAGUGCUUCAUUGGACCUCAAAGACCAUUUGGCUUCGACAUAUUUGGAGAUGACCCAACACGAAUUUGACGAGUCCAUUAUGAGGCAGCCUCAGUUUAGCUUGCGUAAAUGGGCUUCCUUCGAAAAUGGGAUCUGUUCCUCUGGAGAAGAAAAACCCGACAGUCCUCAGCUGCGACAGCGGUGUCCAUCCCAGAUUUCCGAAAAUCAGGAGGAUCUCUCGAAAAGCGAUGGUUCUCAUACGACAGUUGAUGACCUAGUAAGUGUCAAGAAGGAGCGAUCUAAAUCACUCUCGGUAUUUGGAACUUUGGUAUCUCCGAAGCUGCGGGCUGCUCAAGCUUCUUUCGAGACAGCAUUGGAUAUACUUGUAGAGGUUGCAAACUUGCGUUCUUCUAUGCUAUCCGCACGCAAUCAAGUCCAGAGAGGAAUCGAGGAAACAAGAAAAUGAGAAAUGGGCUCUCGAAGGUGCAGCAGUAACAGAUAUUCGACAUCCUAAAGGUUCACCAGCCUCAUUAGAAAACACAAGAAGCACUCUCGCAGGGUGAAAAAUCUCUGCUUGUUUGUUCUUCAAUAAUGGCAAUACAUAUAUGAACCUGUGGCCAUCAGAAAAAUCUUCUUUAUCCUUCAGCAUGCGAAGCUCCUCUCGUAUAUCUUACUUAUUUUUGAAGCGCGAGAAUUUACCGUUUGUACCAGGAUGAUUCUCUUCUCUUGUACAAUCUGUACCACUUCUCUCUACUCUAGCCCCAUGUACAAGUUAAUUGAAGAUCCAAAUUUUUGUAGUUCGACUUGUGUAGUUUCAUUGGUACCGGUUGAUAGCUA
This is a messenger RNA of Punica granatum (pomegranate), 1037 nucleotides long. Lineage: Eukaryota; Viridiplantae; Streptophyta; Magnoliopsida; Myrtales; Lythraceae. The record is from RefSeq and is a predicted model, not a curated record.